Messenger RNA from Rana temporaria (common frog), 3827 nucleotides. Its product is annotated as phospholipid-transporting ATPase IC-like. The transcript has 23 exons. Gene Ontology annotation, biological process: Golgi organization; phospholipid translocation. Lineage: Eukaryota; Metazoa; Chordata; Amphibia; Anura; Ranidae. Gene Ontology annotation, molecular function: ATP hydrolysis activity; magnesium ion binding; ATP binding. The record is from RefSeq and is a predicted model, not a curated record. Bases 105 to 3176 code for a protein of 1023 amino acids. Gene Ontology annotation, cellular component: plasma membrane.
UCAAAUGAUAAUCAGACUUACUUGCUUUUCAGUUUCGUCAUAGAAGUGAUAACCUGAUUAACAGUAAAGCAAGUGAAAUCCUACAAGGGCAAGGGUUAAAAAGCAUGACAUGGAAGGAUAUUCAUGUUGGUGACAUUGUAUGCUUACGUAAAGAUGACUUUGUACCAGCAGAUAUGAUUUUGUUGAACAGUACUGAGCCAAACAGUAUGUGUUAUGUAGAAACUGCUGGGAUUGAUGGAGAGACCAAUCUCAAAUUCCGUCAAGCCCCGGUGGUUGCACACUAUGCACUACAGACUGAGCAAGCCUUGUUAGAAUUUGAUGGUGUGAUCACAUGCGAAGCUCCAAAUGCCCGCAUAAACAGCUUUGUGGGGGUCCUGGACUGGAAAGAAAAAAAGUAUCCCCUUAAUACUGACAACCUUCUCAUGAGAGACUGCAGGAUCCGCAACACUUCACGUUGUUAUGGGCUUGUCAUUUAUGCAGGAGUUGACACAAAAAUCAUGAAAAACUCUGGUAAAGUAAAAAUGAAGAGGACAAAGCUGGACAGCGUAAUGGGAAAAUGUGUGCUCUUUAUAUCAGUAUUGUUAAUUGUUAUGUCACUUGUGAUGGCUAUUGGAGCUGGUGUCUGGAAUCAUUGGUAUAUAAAGAAACACAGCUAUAUCCCUGAAAUCCCAAUGUCUUCUUCUGCCGUUGGCUUUCUCUUUUUUUGGUCAUACUUUGCUAUUCUGAGCACACUUGUGCCUUUUUUUUUGUAUAUCUCACUGGAGUUAAUACAUGCGGUCCAUAACAACUUUAUUAGUCAGGAUUUGGAGAUGUACCACCCAGAAUCAGACACACCAGCCCAGGCAAGAGCCUCUAGUCUUUCUGAUCUGUUGGGGCAGAUAGACUACAUAUUCACAGACAAAACAGGCACCCUCACACAGAAUGUUAUGACUUUCAAGAAAUGCUGCAUUGGACACAAGGUUUAUGGAACAAUGUCGGGAAAAGAAGAGGAGCUUGAGAAAGUAUCAUUUACUUGGAAUAAGUAUGCAAAAACGUCAUUUGAGUUCUAUGAUCAAGCCCUGGUGGAAGAAUUGCGUAAGAAUCAAGACCCUUUAAUCCAAGAAUUCUUUAGGGCCAUAGCACUUUGUCAUACAGUUAUGUUGGAUAAUAACAAGGAAGAGGAUUUAAUCUACAAGGCUGCAUCUCCAGAUGAAGAGGCUUUAGUCAAUGCUGCCAGAAAUUUUGGCUAUGUUUUUCUUGCCCGCACCCAAGAAUCCAUCACCAUAAGUGAGAUGGGUACAGAAGUAACCUACAAAAUCCUGGCACUGAUGGACUUUACUAGUGAUCGCAAAAGGAUGUCAAUUUUACUAAGAAAUGAAGAAGGAAAAAUAAAACUUUACACCAAAGGAGCAGACAGUGUGAUAUUACAGCGCUUGUGUCCUAACUGUAACACAGAGGUCCUUAUGGAUGCCUUGGAUGUCUUUUCUGAAGAGACUCUGAGAACACUCUGUCUGGCAUAUAAAGAGGUAGAGGAGCAUGAGUAUAGGGUGUGGGAAGUAAAGCAUCAUGAAGCCUCUAUAACACUUCAGAAUCGUGAGGAUCAUCUUGGACAAGUAUAUGAGGACAUAGAAAAAAAUCUACAGCUCCUUGGAGCCACUGCCAUUGAAGAUAAAUUGCAGAAUGAAGUCCCUCAGACAAUUCAGCUCUUGAGAAAUGGAAAUAUGAAGGUUUGGAUGCUCACCGGUGAUAAACAAGAGACAGCAGUGAACAUUGCAUAUUCCUGUAACCUUAUUUCAAGUGACAUGCAGAUUGUGGAAGAGACAGAAAUCAGGUACUUGCUGGAAAAUGGCUUGCAUAGUAUGGAGAACAAUAUGGCAGGAGAGUCCCAAAUAGGACAACUAAGUAGCAACAAAGCUUUAGUUGUCACUGGAGACUUUUUGAGUGAAUUUAUGACCUCAUACGAAAACCAGGCUGAAGAAAUGUCCAUAUGGAAGAAAAUAUUUUUUAUUCUGAGAAGAAAGGAGCAAAGCAAUUAUAAAAUUAGCCAAAGAACAAAAAAACUGGUUGAGAUGGCAUGUCAGUACCAAUCAGUUAUUUGCUGUAGAAUGACACCAAAACAAAAAGCCAGCAUUGUUCAGUUGGUGAAAACAAACAAGAAGGUCACCACUCUUGCCAUUGGAGAUGGGGGAAAUGAUGUCAACAUGCUAAAAACUGCUCACAUUGGUGUUGGCGUGGUUGGGAAGGAAGGUCUCCAAGCUGUCCUUGCUAGUGACUUUGCAGUGGCUCAGUUUUCUUACCUCCAGAAGCUGUUAUUUUUUCAUGGACGUUUAUCCUAUAUCCGUUUUUCCAAGUUCUUGCAGUAUUACCACUACAAGACAUUUGCGUGUCUUUUCCAGAAUGUUUGGUAUUCAUUUUUUAAUGGCUUCUCUGUUCAGGCUGUGAGUGAUAUCUGGUUCCUAAUUUUCAACGCUUUACUCUACACUUUCUACCCAGCACUUUAUAUGGGGAUGCUGGACAAGGAUGUGGAUAGUAGAACAAGUCUUCAGCAUCCUCGUCUGUACAUAAUUGGCCAGAAGGACACGUGGCUUGGUUUUAGGAUCUUUGCAAACAUCCUUUAUGGCAUCUACACUUCAUUUGUUAUGUUCUUCCUUCCAUAUUUUGCUUUCUAUGAUUCAGCAGGACCAGGAGGCAUAUUUGAUCACCAAGUUUUUGUGUAUACCAUGAGCAACAUCUACUUUUUUGCAACAUUGGCCGAGGCUGUCUUGGCAAUUUCUUCUUGGUCUGUGUUUGCUUUCCUCACUUUUGGGAUAUCCCUCGUCGGCUACUUUGUGAUAUCAUAUCUAACCACUCUGCCAUCUGCGUAUUUUACCAGCAUGCAAUAUUUUAACUAUCUGGGGGCAAUGGUAAAUUCCAUCAGCAGCAUAUAUAUGUGGCUUAUCUUACUGUUGGGUGUAUUUGUAAGCAUCAUUCCUUCUGUCUUCUGUCGCAUAUGGAACAGACUACUCCAUAAUUGUAGCCAUUUGGUAACCCCAGCAUUAAAUGACAUUGAGCUGCGCUCUGCAUUCAAAAGGAACCAUUCCAGAAGACGGUCUAGCUAUGCUUUCUCCCAUAGUGAAGGAUAUGAAAGAAUUGUCACCUGCCAGAAAAAACAUAAGAGUAACAUCAAUAAGAAAGAUGAGGAGUUACAUGAAGAAUAAGUGAUAUUUGUAUUAAAUACAUUUACACAAUACAUUGUGCAAUUUAUUAGAAAAGGGAAAUAUUUUUAGAUAAUGUGUGGAAGGAUUAGAACUCCUGUCUGGGGCUCUGAGGGCUUUUACUGCUAUCCCGGGGACAACUUUUUCACCAGACAGGAAGUAAAGAAAUCACUCCAAAAGCACAGGCAGGAGAAAAAUGCUUGUUUAAAAUAAAAAAAAGCGGAAGGCUAGAACUCCUGUCAGUUUAUUUUUUAUUUUUAUUGUUGAAUGUUUCCCCAUUGCAGAUUGUUCUUACUUCCUGUCUGGUAAAAUGUAGGAAGUGAGAGGAAACCUCUCUAUUGGAGCUAAAUACCCGGCAGAGGUUUUAACCCUUCCCCUCUCUAUCCAAAACUAAGAAAAAAUGUUUUGGCUAUACAUACAUUUUAAGGAUCACAAACAACUCAGGUUUCUACAAUGAAUUGCUUCUUUUAGAUGCCGUAAUUUUACAGCUGUCAUUUGCAAAUGUGUAUUUAAUUUGAACUUAAAGUGAACCUAUGCCUAAAAGAUGCACAUAGUGCUCUGAACAGCUUCUGAUCACUUUAAAAAGUAAUGCUUUCAUCCCCAUAUUUUUUCUAUUUUUGUUUUUUAAAACACUGGUCAAAAUAGAAAAAAAAA